AUGUCGGAAACGAGGCCACGCAGACAGGAGGAAUCCAAUUCGGGAUUCAAGGGUGCCCUCCAGGGCCUCGGAAUCUUCUUGUUGGUCCAAUUCGGUAUCAGCCAGUUUAUGGGAAGCAAGAAUGCUGCUACUCCCAGCGAAAACACCAGUGGAAUCCCCGCCUUCGCUGAUCGCCCUCAUCCCAGCGAGUACACCGAACAGAGUGCCCUCCCGGAUCUCAUCGCCCCAAUCUGGCCGGUCGAUAGCGCCGUGGAUCUGAGCGUCUACGUAACUCCAUCCAUCGUGGUACCCAAGUUUACAUCCUCGGAUAGUAUCCUUGUCCUGCAAGAGAAGAAUUUCACGAUUGGAAACUACAGCGACACUCGUGAAAUCGAUACCACCAUCAAACUUCCCAAGCAAGUCCAGCAGAAUGGCACCCUUUGGGCGCAUUUCUUCAUGGCCCGCACUGGAUACCAACUCGACCCCGCGGCCAAGGACUACAACACUGCCGAUGCAGUCCACUUCCUCCGCCCCCUGAACCAGUACCUGCCCAAGAGGAAGGUCAAGAAGUUGAAGAACCUCCUGACUGGCCCCGAGGAUGACCGUGACGAAGAGGAAGAUACUACCCCGGAAUGGUCUACCAUGUCUUACUACCACCCCAACUUCACCGUGUCUCUGAUCCCGGACUCUGGAACUACCAAAUUGGGCCAGAUGAACCCCGCGGUUCGCCAGUAUGUCCAGCUCGAGCGCACCGGUGCUCGCGACAGCACCGGAAACCAUGGAUGGUAUUAUCCCAUCGCUUUCAUCAACACUUUCUGGCAACUGAAGACCCAUAUGACUGAGCUGAAUUCGACUGUCGAGACUGUACCUCUGCGCAUCACCGUCAACAACAUGGCAAACUGGAAGUUCAACAUUCUGAGCAGUGUUGACGAGGGCUCCAAGCAAAGCUCUCGCCAGGCUGCCUACGGUGGCUCCGCCCCUGGUGGUGGUGACGGCACUGAGUGGGAAAUGGUCAAGGAGAUUCUCUUGGAUACCAACAUUUGGCUCCUUGGCACCACUGGUAUUGUUACCAUUUUGCACAUGCUGUUUGAAACGUUGGCUUUCAAGAACGAUAUUGCCCACUGGCGCAAGAAGAAGGAUAUUGUUGGUACUUCCGUCCGGACCAUCUUGGCAAACGUCUUCAUGCAAGCCGUGAUCUUCCUUUACCUUGUGGAUAACAGCGACAACACCUCUUGGAUGAUUCUGGCCAGUCAAGGAUUCGGUAUCCUCCUCGAAUUCUGGAAGAUCACUAAGACUGUUGACGUCCGUCUACGUCCCCCUCCAGCCAACUCUCUGCUCUCGUUCCUGCCCUAUGUCAUUGUCUUCGAGGACAAGCACAAGCUCAGCGAAACUGAAGAAAAGACGAAGGAGUAUGACGAGAUUGCUUUCCGCUACCUUUACAUCCUGGCUGUGCCUCUUCUGCUCGCAUACGCCGCCUACAGCUUGGUUUACAACACCCACAAGUCGUGGUACUCAUACAUCAUCGAGACCCUCGUGGGUAGUGUCUAUGCCUACGGUUUCCUUAUGAUGGUCCCUAGCCUGUACAUCAACUACCGAUUGAAGUCCGUCGCCCACAUGCCCGGCAAGGCGUUGACCUACAAGUUCCUGAACACUUUUAUCGACGACCUCUUCGCUUUCACCGUCAAGAUGCCUUGGCUUCACCGCCUGGCCACACUUCGUGAUGAUGUUAUUUUCUUCAUCUGGCUCUACCAGGGCUGGAAGUACAAGGUUGACUACAAGCGCGUCAACGAGUUCGGCCAGGGAGGCGACAGCGACGAAGAAGAGGAGCCUACCCCAGCCAUUGAGGACAAGAAGGAGGAAACCGUCGCAAAAUCUUCUUCCAAGGCUACGCCCAAGUCCGAUACUCGCAAGCGAAAGUAG
Messenger RNA from Penicillium brevicompactum, 1899 nucleotides. RefSeq names its product CLPTM1 family protein. The transcript has 3 exons. The coding region runs from base 1 to 1899 and encodes 632 amino acids. Gene Ontology annotation, cellular component: endomembrane system; membrane. The record is from RefSeq and is a predicted model, not a curated record. NCBI's taxonomy places the organism in Eukaryota, Fungi, Ascomycota, Eurotiomycetes, Eurotiales, Aspergillaceae.